Soboliphyme baturini is the source of this 1098-nucleotide messenger RNA. The record is from the annotation of a GenBank genome assembly. Lineage: Eukaryota; Metazoa; Nematoda; Enoplea; Dioctophymatida; Soboliphymatidae.
AUGACCGCUAACCCUGCACCACCACCGCGGUUGUACUUCGCCGGUGUCGAAGGCGGCGCUACCAAGACCGUGCUGCAAGUGAUGGACGAUGCCGGACGCGUUUUGGCGGUCAAGACUGGCAUGGCGACCAAUCUCUACCUUUGCUCAACGGACGAAGCAUCGAAACGAAUUUACGACCUGCUGAUCAGCGCUGUGCAAGAGGCGGGAUUAUCGGUGCACGCGAAACUGAAAUGCAUCGGCAUGGCGCUGAGCGGUGCCGAAAACGAAGACCUCAACACACGGUUCAUCGAUGGCUUCAGAACGCAGUACCCCGGUGUUACCGACUUCUGCUACGUCACCUCUGAUUCAGUGGGAACGAUCGCCACCGCGUUUCCAAACGGCGGAAUCGUACUCAUAGCCGGCACCGGCUCAUCUUGUCGUCUUUUGAACCCAGACGGUGUGAUGUACGGUUGUGGCGGAUGGGGUCAUCUGAUCGGAGACGAAGGAAGCGCCUACUGGAUUUCCACAGAGGCGAUUCGAGCGGUGUUUGCAGCAGAAGAUGGCUUUACCCUUUUGCCGUACGAUGUUUCGUGCGUCAAAGAGAAGAUGCUGCGGUUCUUUCAUCUGAGCGACAAAAGCCAAAUCUUAGAGCUGCUGUAUAAAAAUUUCGAGAAGGCGAAGAUCGCGGGGUUCUGUAAAGUUCUGGCUCAAGGUGUGAAAGAUUAUUUCAUUUUUGAUGCUGGAACAAUCGACCAAAACUGCUUUAAAACUGAGAUUCAUGCAGCUAAAGACCUCUUCAUACAACAUCUGUUUCAUAAGGCCGGUCGGAUGCUUGGUAAACAUGUGCUCGCUAUAACUGCCCAUGCCGAUAAGGCGCUUUUACGGCGAGCUGGCGGAGUCCCUGUGGUAAUAAUUGGCUCAGUUUGGAAAAGUUUCGACUAUCUAAAACAGGGUAAAUACCAAAACGCGGAACACCGACAGUUCGACGAAAUAACGUUGUACGUGCCGAAAGCGUCUCCGGCCCUCGGUGCGGUGUACUUGGCAGCGAAGAAGACCGGCAUCGCUUUGCCGAUCUCUUGGGAAAACAACGUCGAAGUGUUUUUUCAUGCUGCUUUAUAA